UACGAUUGUUAAAGAUGGCGCUGGAAGUGGAAUGGGUAUGGAGACUUAGCUAAAUAGAAGCUAGUAACAGGUUUACCAAAAUAUAAAAAUAGCAUGCUGGAAAGCAGUCUACAACCUCCGAAUUAAUCUGAAAUAAAAAAAGAUAAUGGAGAUGCGAGGAAUAGAGCACCUUUUUGACUUCCAGAGGUUUCCGAAUGAAGGACUUCCCCUGGUGCUACUUCUGUUGUACGCCCCUGUUGGCCUGGCUUUGAUGUUGUUGAGAAUAUUUAUCGGCGUACACGUGUUUUUAGUCAGCUGCGCCCUUCCAGAGAGUUUUGUAAGAAGAUUCAUUGUGAGGAUCAUGUGUUCCAUGCUCGGUAUGUACGUCAAACAGAACGACCCAAGAUUACGAGAUGGAAACGUCAAACUCUACAUCUCCAACCAUGUCACACGGUUCGACCACAACAUUAUCAACCUUCUGACUUCUUGUAACACUCCCAUGCUCGAAGGUUUGCGGGGUUUCAUGUGCUGGGCACGGGGGUACAUGGAGCUUGGCACCGUAACGAGACGGAUGGAGCUUGUGGAAGCCUUGCAGAGGUACUGUUCCACACCUGGUGUUCCGCCCCUGCUACUCUUCCCUGAGGAGGACACUACCAACGGCCAUGCUGGUCUCCUCAAGUUCAGCUCCUGGGCCUUCUCCCUGACCGAAUCUGUUCAGCCGGUGGCCUUGUUUGUGAAGCGGCCACUUCUCACCGUGAAUACAGCCGAAUCAUCAUGGGUGGCCGAACUGUUAUGGACCCUGUUCGUCCCGUUCACAGUGUACCAAGUAAGGUGGCUUCCUACUGUGUCCCGACCAGAUGCAAAGGCGCCACAAGAGUUUGCCGAUAGAGUUCAGGAGCUCCUGGCUAUUGAGCUGGGUGUGGUGUCCACACAGUUUACCAAAGCAGACAAAGCUGAACACAUCAAAAGGAAAAGACAUGUUCCGCCUCGGGCAACAAACUCGAAUCUUGGUGCUAGACCUCGGACCUCUCCUCUCGGUUCAGUGGGGCUCAGUUCUGGGACAGAGGACCGCCAAAUUGCCGGAAUGGCUCUACAGGUGAAAGAGGUGCUCCCCGAUAUCCCACUCAGCGUCAUCACAAGGGACCUGGUUCAGACAAAUUGUGUGGACACCACCAUCACCAACCUGCUGGAGUGCAGUGAGGAGGCCCUGGAAGAAGCCUUCGCUGGGGCCCAGUCAGGCCUGUCCCGGGGCCCUCGAUCCCCUGCUGCUCUACCUGUUUCCAUCAUCAAGCCAGCUGCUAAAACCUUUGGGAAGUCUCCCAUUGACAGGCACAUGUCCCUGAAGGAAAGGAAAGAAGCCUUGUAUGAAUAUGCACGACGACGUUACAUUGAGAAACAUGGACUGAAAAAGGAAAAUGACCUAUGAGUUUGGAGCCAGUACGAACAAGAGGACUCUAGAAAGACGGCCAUCAAUAUUAGCUGUAUUGACCUGUGCAGUGAGAGUCCACAGAUUCCUGCAAACAGAAAUCCUCGUCUCAACCUCAGUUAGGUGUGUGCGUGUGCGUGUGUGUGCAGGCGCGCGUGCGUGAGAGAUACUGUACUACUGGAAAAUUCAGUGGCUUUUUUUCAUAUCUUGCAUGGUUACCAUGCAUGCAUCUUUUUAAGCAUUUCUCUCUAUAAAUAAGAUUAUUUUGGUAACAGUUUGUAUUAAGACGCAGUGACCGUGACCGUUAUUUUUUACAAUGUUCAAAAGUGGUGUGAGACCGACAUGCAGGGUUUAGCCUUGCCGAUAUUGAAUGGAGUACAUCUUGAGGUUCCUUAUUGUCGUAAAGAUGGGUGUGAAUAAGUACAGUAUCAGCUUUUAAGACAUUAAAGCCAACAAUUUGAAAAUGCAUACAA
Conger conger (European conger) is the source of this 1878-nucleotide messenger RNA. RefSeq names its product AUP1 lipid droplet regulating VLDL assembly factor (gene aup1). Lineage: Eukaryota; Metazoa; Chordata; Actinopteri; Anguilliformes; Congridae. The record is from RefSeq and is a predicted model, not a curated record. The transcript is spliced from 12 exons. Gene Ontology annotation, molecular function: ubiquitin binding. Gene Ontology annotation, cellular component: membrane. Bases 146 to 1405 code for a protein of 419 amino acids.